CUCACUAGAAUACCACCUAAUCGACGCAACCCGAGAUUCUUCUGAGAAGAGGGUAGAAGAUUUGCAUCAACUGCAAUAUCAAUUUUCUAUUCUUCAAAUGGAAAAAAAGAAAACAAUUUCCGACCUGCCGCACCUAAUCUCAUUACCCAUACACGACACUUGUGGGGUAUGAGUCACCACUUCUCAAAGCUUCCAUCAAUAAAAAAUUUCAUCCGUCAAUGAGAGGCACGGUGGUGUGAAGUGUGGAGAAGCAAAACCCCCAAAAACCCGCGAAGGAAAAAAGAAAAAAAAAAAUUCACCACACAGGUAAAGAAUGCCGAAUCUCCCUGCAGAAAUCAUUGAAGACAUCCUCCGCCGGCUCCCGGUGAAAUCCCUGAAGCGGUUCCGGGCUGUUGCGAAAUCUUGGUGUUUCUUGAUAGAUUGCGAGAACUUCGUCAAGUUGCACUUGCGCCAGUCUGUGAUCUCCAAUUCCAAUCGCAAUAUUAUUCUUGGAGGCCUUGGCCUUUACAGUAUAGAUUUGGAUUUACUGGACAAGGCCCAUGUCAUCAAACCGCCGUUCUAUUACAAGAGUGUUGAUGGGAUCUCCAAUUCUUGUAAUGGUGUGGUUCUUGUGAUGAGCGAGCCCCCUGUUUUAUGGAACCCUUUUUCAAGAGAAUACAGGGUUUUGCCUGAUUGUUCUGUUGAAUAUUCAACUCCGUGGGAUUCUUACUCCAAAACUGCAUAUGGGUUCGGCUACGAUUCAAGAAACGAUGAUUACAAGGUUGUUCGGAUUGUGGAAUUUAGGCACAAAAUAGCUCAUGUUUGGAUGGCUUCUGAGACCAAGAUUUACAGCCUCAAAUCGAAUUCUUGGAGAAAAAUCGAGGAUUUUCCUUACCCAUUGCCAUUCUUGAGGGGAAACUGGCGCGUGCACCUUAAUGGGGCAUUGCAUACGCUUGUGGAGGAUCCUGACAGUAUAGAUUCGGCUAGAAUAAUGGCUUUUAGUCUUCAGACUGAGAAGCAUUAUCAGGUGCCGAUGCCUUCUGGGAUUCGGAUCGGGGCUGCUGAUGUUAGUUUGGAUAUGAUUGAAGGGUGUCUUUCUGUGGUCUGUACCAACAGGUCUAGGGUUGUUAUUUGGGUGAUGAAGGAGUAUGGUGUGAAGGAAUCGUGGACUAAAUUACUGUCUAUUAGUCCACCUGCGAUCGAGAAGAAUGAUUUUGUGAAGCCAUUGGUGUGUUCAAGGGACGGCUAUAAGGUUCUGUUGAAUUGCGAUGAUAAGAAGCUUAUUUGGUAUGAUUUGAGAAAUAAAACUGUUGAUAAUGUCCCUGUGGAUGGUAUGCCUUUUGUGUUUUAUGCCGAAGUUUGCAUUGAGAGCCUUGUUUCGCUUGAUGACGGGAAGAAAGUCGAGAAACAAGAACAAAAGAAAGAGAAAAAGAAGGAAAAGAUCAGGAAACAAAGGGACGAUUUCUUGUCUGAGGGGUUCAAGUUGGUGCUCUAACAAAAAGAGCAGAAGAGAAAGAAUAAAAAAGCGCAAUUGAAUGAGGCAAUGGAGGUACUCAGCCCAUUCUCAUGACUUCAACUUGAUGCCAGCAUUAUGAUUCUUACAGUUGCUCGUGUGUGUGCAUUUUUCUCAGUUCUGAAGUAUAUUAUACUAAGCUGUAAGGUGACAGUGAUGGCCAUUUCCAUGGAAUGGGAAACUUCUGGAGUGACCAGAAUUACUUUAUUCAUGUCAACUUGAUGCUAAUUUCUGUUCGCUCUUUCCAUGGACCUGUUGUUCCUGGCACAAGUUUGAACGGCAGACAUUAUGUACACACAUCAAAGUAUGCUGUCUCCUUGUAUAGUGGAACACCAAGUCUAAAGUGCUGCAACCCGCUCUCAUGACUUCAAAUUGAUGCUAGUAUUAUGAUUCUUACAGUUGCUUAUGUGUGGAAUUUUUUCAGUUCUGAGGUAUAUUAUUGUAAGCUGUAAGGUGACAGAGAUGGCCAUUACUAUGUCAUGGGAAACUCCCCGAGGAACCAGAAUUACUGUAUUCAUGUCAACUUGAUGUUAACGUCUAUUUACUCUUUCCAUGGGACCUGUUGUUUUCAGGUGCAAGUUUGAAUGGCAGACAUUAUGUACACACAACAAAGUAUUUUAUCUUCUUAUACAGAAGAAAAGAAAAGUUUUAAGCUAAUCUCCACAAUCCUUGUCAUUAUCUCCCACAAAAUGAUGCCAUUUUUUUCCAUUUUGCCAACUGUUAUGCGUUUGCACCUAUUUAUAAUUUAUGCUAUUUACCAUGAAGUAUCUGAGUGUUUCCUCAUGAAAUUACUCUAUUUUUGUGUUAUUUGAAUCAGUUUAAUAUGUGUUGACUUUGCAUGAGACAACAUGAUGGAUGUGAAAAUCAGGAAUACGAAAAUGAAGUUUGAUACUUCAUACAUCUGUGUGUGAAAAUGUAAUGUUCUGCCUCGAUCUGAUCCCACUGCCUUCCCCAUUACUGAUAGAACAGGGAACCUGAUGGACCUUGAGUCUCAGUUAAUAUUUAUCCUCA
This is a messenger RNA of Sesamum indicum (sesame), 2503 nucleotides long. RefSeq names its product F-box protein CPR1. Gene Ontology annotation, molecular function: protein binding. The record is from RefSeq and is a predicted model, not a curated record. NCBI's taxonomy places the organism in Eukaryota, Viridiplantae, Streptophyta, Magnoliopsida, Lamiales, Pedaliaceae.